GAUCGGCUCAAAGAGUUAUUUUUAUCUACACCACCCUAUAAAUUAUUUUUAAACCCUUAAAAAAAAAAUUAUUCUUCAAGUUAUGCUUUUCAAUUUAUAAAAGUUUACCAAAUUUUUGAACAUGAUGCAAGAAAGGAGACUAAGCAGAUAUUGGAAGCGCAUCUUUUAUUUUCAACAUAUGGAUUUUGAAGUAGCUUUUUCUGAUUUAAAAAAUCUUUGUUAUCAACCUAAAAAAGUCUAUGAGAACAUAUACUAUAAUAAACAAACUAAGCUCCAGUGGGCCAGAGAUGAUCCUGCUUUUCUUGUUCUCCUUAUAAUUUUUCUACUCGUGACGUCUUGCGGAUAUUAUGUAUACUUUCGCUUCUCCUUACGCUUGUUUAUAAUUUUCGUAUGUCGCCUUAUCCUUAUCGAAUUUUUUGGUUUGGGUGCGGUCAUCUCAACGCUUUUAUGUUUUAUAGGAAAUAAAUAUCUGCUACAGUCUCCUCCCCACUCUGUCCCACAAUCCAUUGAAUGGGCAUACGCUUUCGAUAUUCACUGCAAUUCUUUUUUUCCGCUGUUUUUAAUUUUAUAUGUUCUUCAUUUAUUUUUUAAGCCGAUCAUUAAUUCCACGAGCUUUUUAAGCCUUUUAUUCUCCAACACUUUGUUUUUAAUAGCUUCUUGUUAUUAUUGUUAUACAACUUUUCUUGGGUAUAAAGCUCUUCCCUUCUUGCGUAAAACAGUCUAUAUUCUCUCUCCUGUCCUCCCUUUGACUCUGUUUUAUGGAAUUAGUGUUUAUAUACAUUGGAACAUUGGCUUGUUUUUUUUAAGAUCUCACGGGUUUAUUCAGUAA
This is a messenger RNA of Zophobas morio, 829 nucleotides long. RefSeq names its product protein unc-50 homolog. Lineage: Eukaryota; Metazoa; Arthropoda; Insecta; Coleoptera; Tenebrionidae. The record is from RefSeq and is a predicted model, not a curated record. Bases 122 to 829 code for a protein of 235 amino acids. The transcript has 8 exons. Gene Ontology annotation, cellular component: Golgi membrane.